GCCGCGAAGGCUCUGCAAAGGAGCUGUCGGUCAAGGAUGCGGAACUGUCGACGCUCCAAGACGAGGUGAGACGCCUAGAGGCGCGUGGCGACGAGCUGGCGCGGCAGGUGGAAGCCCAGGCUUCCGAGAUUUCGCAAGUUUCGGGACAGCUGCACGAGCGUACACAGGAGCUCGCAGAUACAUCCAUCCAGCUCGCCGAUCGGACGGCCGAGUCUCGUGCGCAAGCCGCGGGCCUCGAGGAUCUGCAGCAGAAGCACACCAACCUCGAGGCCGUCCAUUCUGAACUCGUGGAGGAGAGCCAGAAGCUGCGCCUCGAGCUGGAGCAAGGACGGGAGAGGUCCAACGAAGUGCUGGCUGCAAAAGAUGCGCAGAUUGCCUUCCUGCGGAGAGAG
Symbiodinium necroappetens is the source of this 392-nucleotide messenger RNA. The record is from the annotation of a GenBank genome assembly. NCBI's taxonomy places the organism in Eukaryota, Dinophyceae, Suessiales, Symbiodiniaceae.